This is a messenger RNA of Verticillium nonalfalfae, 1128 nucleotides long. RefSeq lists its product as uncharacterized. The transcript has 3 exons. The coding region runs from base 1 to 1128 and encodes 375 amino acids. NCBI's taxonomy places the organism in Eukaryota, Fungi, Ascomycota, Sordariomycetes, Glomerellales, Plectosphaerellaceae. The record is from RefSeq and is a predicted model, not a curated record.
AUGAGUUCCAAAAAUUUCCAGUGCUCGAUCAACUGGAAGCUUUCCACCAUGGAUCAUCAGCACGACUUCCAACCAGGGACUCUGGUAUCCUCAGUCUUCGAUCCCCCGAGCGAGCGACCUGCGACCGUGAAGCCUGAUAACAAGCGUCGUUCCAACCCAACAAAACCACACAACAUGUACCGACAUGCGAGCAGGCCGCUGCUCGGCCUCGGCCGCCCCCGUCUGGCCGUCAUGUCCAGACAACAGGCUCGCACCUACGCAAAGAAGGAGAGGCCAAACGCCAACAGAGCCGCCCUCCGGGCGAACCAGAGGGUCAGCGACACGGCCGCCGCCGCCCAGUCCGGCAACAUGAUGAAGCAGCAGAAGGAGGCCAUCGAGCAGGCUACGACGCGCUACGCCGGCAGCCUCUUCCCCGGUACGUGCUUUGCUGUACAUGGCACCUUUAUCCCCGUCCCCCUCUCGCGCGCCCCCCGCGCCCCGUCCGCCUUUCUCGGCUACCAGUACACCCGCAUCAAGUCCUUCGCGAGCGACUUUCUGAGCACCUUUGUCCUGCGCUUCCAGUCCCGCCCGAGCUUCUUCAAGAAGCCCCGCGCCGACCUGUACCGUGCCCGCGCCCGCGCCGCCGGCACGGCGCUGCAUGCCCGCCUCGGCCACGCCCUCGCCGCCGGCGAUCGCGAGGCCCUGCGCGCCAUCUGCACGCCCGCCCUCUACGAGACGCUCGGCGCCACCCUCGACAAGCGCAGCCGUCACGAGCGCACCACCUGGGACGUCGUCGCCACCCACCGCACCUGGCUCGCCGCCCACCGCGUCGGCGUCCUGCCGCCCCCCCUGCCCAAGGACACCAUGAUUCAGCAAGCCGUCGUCGCCGUCGACUCGACCCAGCGCCUCGACAGGGUUGACGUGCGCACCGGCCUCAGUAUCCCCGGCGCCGCCCGCGUCCAGAGGCGCACCGAGUACCUCGCCAUCACACGGAGGUGGAACGGCUCUACGUACGUGGCCGGCGACUGGAAGGUCAUCGGGAACGCCAGCGAGACGACGCCCGAGUCUUGGGCCCAGGAGCAGGCCAGGAUCGCUGCCAUGGAGGCGGAAAAUGCAGACAAGAAGCUCAGAGAGGCAGGCAUUCAAUAG